GUAUUCUUGGCGUCAGCUCCUCGUUUCUUUAUCAGCAUUUAUCAGCAACGACAACAACAUUCACGAACGGUAGAAUUGCAGGAGAGAUGGAUUACUCCUUCUAUUCUACUCCCAACCCGCAGCAGCCUUAUCCACUGUACAACCUGCACGGACUGCCCACUCCAAACCAGGUUCCUCGUGCUGAAGAUGCCCAAGGCGCUUUUCCUCAUCUUGGACAACAUAUUUAUCAGUCCUACGAUCCGAGUCUACGCCUUACGGAUGCUCAUGGCAUUGCUUCUUUUGUCGCUCCCCCGCACUCGCCGCCUGAAUCAUUGACCAAGCAAUCCGUGUCAAGCAACGAUGUUGCCCACCCACACUUUGAUCGGGCUUCUCUUGAAGCCGACGAACCACCGGCCGACUUCAAUCCCGGUCGCAGCAGCAGCGAAGAAAAGGAUACCAUGACUCCAGCACAAUCUAAGCGGAAGGCACAAAAUAGAGCUGCUCAACGAGCAUUCCGCGAACGCAAAGAGCGGCAUGUGCGCGAGCUGGAGGAGAAAGUCAACAAUCUCGAGCAGGAAUCGAACACCCUGAUGGCGGACAAUGAGCGACUGAAGCGCGAGCUAGCCCGGUUUACCACGGAAAAUGAGAUUCUCAAAGCGACCUCGGGCUCGUUCCGGUCUUCGAGCCAGCAGCACUCUAUGAACUCGGAACCGACGACGACCGGACCACUGCAAUAUUCGCCAACCGAUUUCAACCCGAACCCGAAAUCCGCGAGCGGCGAGCUUCCGCCACGUCACAGAGUGACAACUUGUCAGGUAACAGGUGAGCGGUUGCUUGACGCCGGCGCUACCUGGGAGUAUAUCCAGUCACAUGAGCUCUUCAAGCGUGGAUCGCUGAAUAUCGCGGACGUCUAUCAGCGGCUCAAGGGCGCAGCUCAGUGUGAUGGAACAGGUCCAGCCUUCCGAGAGAGCGAGGUACGCAAGGCCAUUGAAGAGAGUUCAGCGGCCUGCAGUGACGAGUUGAUAUGAUAUCCCUGUGGCUUUAUUUCCCAGUUCCUUUUUAGCGUAGAUCUGUGUGUGUGUGUGUGUGUGUGUGUGUGUGUGUUUUCUAUUUUUUUUUUUUUUUGAAUCGCCCUUUUCACUUUUGGCCUCUACGUCCAUCAACGACUGACUUUGGGCAUUUAUGAUGAUAUAUGGCGUUUGCUUUGGGUAUAUGAUGGGAUGUUCGAGUGGAAAUAUCACUGAAAUGCUCACUUUUAUGAGCAUUGAUACGUCAAUCCGCGGAUUGUCAUGCCAGAGACGUACCGACCUCACUUAGCCGAUUUUCCUCGGCGCUAGGGGUAUGUUGGGAGUAUUGCAAUGAUACCGCUUAUUUUCAUUUCCGGAGGAUAUCGGCAUAUUGAGAUUCAAGCUAUUUUAGAGCUACUAGGAACAUAUGCCACCU
Messenger RNA from Aspergillus saccharolyticus JOP 1030-1, 1422 nucleotides. RefSeq names its product putative bZIP transcription factor (Fcr3) (gene rsmA). Gene Ontology annotation, molecular function: DNA-binding transcription activator activity, RNA polymerase II-specific; transcription cis-regulatory region binding. NCBI's taxonomy places the organism in Eukaryota, Fungi, Ascomycota, Eurotiomycetes, Eurotiales, Aspergillaceae. The coding region runs from base 87 to 1007 and encodes 306 amino acids. The record is from RefSeq and is a predicted model, not a curated record. The transcript has 3 exons. Gene Ontology annotation, cellular component: RNA polymerase II transcription regulator complex.